This is a messenger RNA of Acaromyces ingoldii, 930 nucleotides long. RefSeq lists its product as hypothetical. The record is from RefSeq and is a predicted model, not a curated record. NCBI's taxonomy places the organism in Eukaryota, Fungi, Basidiomycota, Exobasidiomycetes, Exobasidiales, Cryptobasidiaceae. Bases 128 to 928 code for a protein of 266 amino acids. The transcript has 2 exons. Gene Ontology annotation, molecular function: nucleic acid binding.
UCUCCCCCUUUCGGUUCACGGGUGUCAUAUCACCGCCCCCCACGAGCGACGCUGCCUCUUAUCAGUCAGGGAGCCACUAAUCCAACAAGAAGAGUACCGAGCGUCGAUCGCUUCAAAGACCAGGAAAAUGUCGUCUGCUCUUCCACUGCUUUCGCCUUUGGUGACGAGGAUCCUCGAGCUGUCUGGAUUCCCACCCGAGCUCAAGACGAGGGACAUCCAGGCCAUUUUUGCCCAGUGGGAGGACGACCGGGGUGGCUUCAGGAUCAAGUGGGUCGACGACACCACGGCUCUCGUCAUCUUUGCCGACCCUGCCCCUGCCAAGCGUGCCUAUCUCCAUGUCCUCAUGUCGCCUCCGCCGUCGCUCAUGACGUCGGCCGGCGUCCCUGCCAAGGUCCGACCCUACGACGGCGACGACGCUGCGCAGGUCAUUUCUUCAGUCCAGAAUCGACCCCGAUCGCGGUCCAACGCCGGUGGAAAUGCACAUGCCACCCCCGCGUACGGAGCUUCGGCGGACGCCAACGGCAAUGGAAACGGCAGCGGCAGUGGCUUCAACGGUGAUUUGCCUGCGACGCCCGCGCGCAAUCUCAUGGGCUCGACCAACAGCCCCCGUAGCACCGGACGCUCCCUCGCCGGUCUCGGCCAUCGGCGGACGGGCAGCGGGUCCAACCCUUCGAGCCUCCCGCCCAAGCCUCUGGCCGCCGCCCUCUUUGACGCCGCCAACGGAGGACCCUCGCCGGCACACCAUCUGGCCAACGCCGUAGCCGCUGAGCAGCAAGAGAGGGAGGCCGCCUCGCUCUCGGCCAGCCCUAGCAAGAAACCCCUCAACCUGCCAGUCAACCCGAUGCUGAGCGCACAGUCGAGUGUCUCGCCGAGCCUGCAGCCGAGCCCAGACAUCGAAAAUGGCGCCGCGGCAAAGGUGGCGGCCUGAGC